Messenger RNA from Sitophilus oryzae (rice weevil), 5706 nucleotides. RefSeq lists its product as uncharacterized. The record is from RefSeq and is a predicted model, not a curated record. Gene Ontology annotation, biological process: termination of RNA polymerase II transcription. Lineage: Eukaryota; Metazoa; Arthropoda; Insecta; Coleoptera; Curculionidae. Gene Ontology annotation, molecular function: ubiquitin binding; mRNA binding; RNA polymerase II complex binding. Gene Ontology annotation, cellular component: cytoplasm; mRNA cleavage factor complex. The transcript has 16 exons. Bases 222 to 5366 code for a protein of 1714 amino acids.
CCAGCGGAGCCAUUCUAAACCCGAACCAGUCGCCAUUUUGUAAGAUAUUGAGAUUGAGUGGCAUGAUUAGUUCGUUGUGGACUUUAAAUUCGUGAAAAAUGUGUAGAUACGAUUAAAAUAUGGACUAAAUGGAUAUAAUAGUGUGAUAUUAAUAAUUGCGAAGAUAGUCAUUUUGUUGGUGGACUUCUCUGUGGAAGUAGUGUCUGUGAUAAAAGUGCAAAAUGACGACCGCAGAGGAAAUUAAGACGGAAUACACUUCAAGCUUGGCAGAUUUAACUUUCAAUAGCAAGCCCCUCAUUAAUAUGUUGACAAUGCUUGCUGACGAAAAUUUGCCAAAUGCCAGGGUCAUUGUUGAAGCUAUAGAAGAACAUCUGUCUAAGGUCUCAGCCGAUGUUAAACUACCAAUUCUAUACCUAAUCGACUGCAUAGUGAAAAACGUAGGACAAAGAUACACCAGCUUAUUUAGCCAGAACAUCGUAACGACUUUUUCCAGCGUAUUUAAAGUGGUGGAUGAAAAAACCAGAUCGGAGAUGUUCAAGCUUCGGCAGACAUGGAAUGACGUAUUUCCCCAAACAAAGCUGUAUGCGAUAGAUGUCCAGAUCAACAUGAUCGACCCUGCUUGGCCAGUCACUGCCCAACCGGCGAACAGUAUUCAUUUGAAUCCUAAGUUUUUAAAAGGGAAUACCCCUGCUAAACCGAAAUCAGCUAACGACGUGACAUCAGAUUUGAUGCUGAAACCCGGGAUGCCGUCACCGGAUAGAGAAACGUUGCUAAUGCAAGAGCAGCUUAUUCAAAAAAAGAAGGAGCUUUUGGAACUUCAAAGAAAGACGCUCGAACUGGAGGUGUUACAAACGCAGGUCAAACUGCAAGAACAAAUGAAAACUGGAGCUCCGCCAGUCAGUACGAAUAUACUUUUAAAACCGGAAGUCGCCAAACAAUUGAUUCCUGAUAUGGUGCCCAAAACAAAAGCACCUUUGGGUAAUUCUAUGAUGAACCAACGGUUACAAAACGCCUCUCAACCCCGAAUAAACCCCGUAAACCCGUCACUGGCCACGGCGAAACCAAUCAGGGAUCCCCGUCUACUACGGCAACAGCGCAUGUUACAACAACAACAGCAACAACAACAGGACCUCCAAAAGGCAGAGCCGGAACCGUCAGCCGCACCUACUACUACUAUACCAUCAUCACAAAAAUCUUCCCUAUUUGAAAACAAUAAAAAUCUAACCAGUAAACAAGGUGUAAGAGAUAUUCAUAAAGAUCCUCGUCUCUCAAACAAAACCGACAAAAAAUCCAAAACAUCCCCGAAAUCCUACCAAGCACCCCCUACGACUAAUCCCGAACCAGUUAAAAAUAACGAGAAUAGUCAGAAAGCUGACCGUUCGCCGGUUAAGUCUAAUUCUAGCGCAAGUUUCUCUAGUUCAAGUUCGAGUAGUCUAGAUUCGCCGACUAAAAGUAAGGUUAGGUCAGGUUCGAACAAGAACAAAAAACGCGAUAAAUCGGAAGACGCUUCUUCUGCUGUAAACAAACGGGGGAAAUUGUCUAAAAACGAUAAUGGUACGUUUAGUAGUAAAAAUUCUGACGACGGUUCUACUUUUAAAAGUGUCAAAACGUCGAGAAAUCGUAACUAUAUAAGGAGAAAUUUGCCAGAGAGUCCGGUGUUGCAGCAGGACCAAGAUUUGAGGACAUUGCCGUCGGUGAACGAUUCUCAGAGGGUUCAACAGAGUGAAACAGCUACAGAUCAACCACCAGAGGCACUAAAACCAAUGGAUGUCGAUCUAAGGCAGCUACCUCCAGCUAUAAGCAAAAAACGUUCUUCAAUCGAACCUGCUGAUCAACCAUCAAAGAAAAGUAAAAGUUUUGAUAUGCUAUUCGGUAACGAGGACACGGAUUUGAGGCAAUUACCUGUAACUGCGGAAAACAAAACUGCCGAACGACCUCCUACGCCUCCUCCUCCCAUAAUAUCAGCGAAAGAAACUGAACAGCUGAAUCAGAAAUCUCAAAAACCCGACCUAGAUGCUAUUCGGGCCAAACUAGCAAACGCCACCAAUCGCGAAAAAGUACUAUCAAAGUCAUUUAACAAAAAGAAACUCCUCGGGGAAUCUAUGGAAGACUUAGAUUUGCGAAAAAGCCUGUCGCCGAGUAUGAAGAGCAAAAUUAUGAUCUCGCCCGAGGAAGAGAAGGUUAUCAAGUCAGGCCACAUGACUAAAGAACAAGAAAAACAAUUCUUGAACAAGAUCUUCAUGCAGAUCGAAAAGAAUAAACUACGGGAAGCCCAGGAGAAAGAUAACGAGGAAUCCAGCCAUAACAUGUCGUUACAGCCAAUCAGUGACGAUGAGCUAUCAUUUGACGGCGAUGACGUGGAAGAACCACCCAAAGAUAAAGACAACAGAAACCUGCUACUCGAAAAUCGAGGCCUUACGGCGUUUAAUGAUAAAGAUGAGAGAUUUAGUGUGUCCCAAAUGCCUGUAAUUCCCCCGGAAGAAGAUAAUAUCGUGCCUCAACCAGUACAGUUUUAUCCUAGAGCUCUUCGACCUCCGUUUAGAGGGAUGAUGCAGUGGAGAGGUCGAGGCAGAGGAGUUAUGCCUCAAGCGGGUCUUCAACCAAGACCUCCUAUCAGACCGUGGUUGCACCAACAACCCAACUGGAGGAAUGCUAUGGGUGCGCCUCAUUGGCCUCAAGGUCCAGACUAUGGUGCUCCUGUCAUGGCCGAUGAUGAAGCAUCUAGAAGUCCCGGACAAGACGGAGCUUUACAAGAGUUCACAGUACUGCAGGAAGAAAUCAAGACUUUGAGUAUAGACGGCGUGCCGAGGGAUAUAAGGAUAUAUAAUGAUACCGCCGUGAUUUUCUUGAAUUGGGACGAUCCCCGGGAGAUAUCUUUUCAAACCGGCGUGCGACAUGUUUCCUUCAACAACCAGGAAACGUACCUUUUGUCUUUUGGAGAGGGUUAUAAAGAGUGCCUUAUUAACGGAUAUACAUUCAUGGUGAAACUAGGUGUCCCAAGUCGGGAAAUCUUUAUCAACGACGUGGGCUUCGAGUGCUUCUUCGGGGGAAACCCCAUCAACGUCACCGUCGGCGGAAUCAAUCUCAGCGUGAAGCUCGAAGGACCGCCGCCCCAAGUCAAAAUCGGCGAAGUGAAACGGACGGACCUAGUCGUGGGCAAGAUCAACCUCAUCAUCAACGCUAAGAUCAUCGUGCCCGUGUUUCUCGACGGCAAAGUGCAAAAAUUUGCUAUCGACGGCGUUCCCAGCACGUUAAAAUUUGUAGAUUCGUUGAAAAGAGUUUUAAUAAAUGAUGUUCCUUUUAACGUUGAAUUUGGUGGUCUUCCUAAACCCUUUACUGUCAACGGUAAAAAGCAUUUUAUCAGGUUUUCAGUGUUGCCCAAAGGAGUGAAGCCUGGGUCGGUGCGGAUCAGGGAUAUGGAGGGGGAGAACGGUGUGAGUCCUAGGAGGGAGGAGCCUGGUCACGUGACGUUGGUGGCCGGAGGGGAGGAGCCUGUUGGGUCGUCGGAGUUGGUUUCCAGGCCGAUGACAGGCUCCCUGUCGCCGGAUAAUAGGAGUAAUUCGCCCAACUUCUUCAGUAAUAUAUUGCAACCGUCUCUAAAUAAUUUCGACGUUAUCUCUAACGUUCUAUCUACCUCUCUAACACCCGCCACACCGAGUUCCGGCAGCUACCAAGUCGAAAUACCCGGCAUAGACGGUACCCAAACCCAGGACGGUACUCAACCUCAACAGCCUCCAACACCCCAAAUCCCACCGAUCAACAUCAACGAUCUUUUCGAAAAACUAGUCGCCUCAGGUUUCGUCAAAACCAGAGAAACCCAAAGUAAUGUACCUCAGAGCAACAACAUAGGGUUCAACAGUAAUGGAACUACAAAUAGUGUUGUACCUACCAUUCCAGAAUAUACGCCAACCGAGAAGAACAGUAUUAUAAAACCAACCAGAAGGACCGUAGUUGACGUAUUGAAACCUGUGACCUUUGCAAGGCCUGAAACGUUGAAAAUCCGACAGGCAGCGCUGUAUGCGAUGUUGUAUUCAGGCAUGCAAUGUUCGAGUUGUGGAAUGAGGUUUCCUCCGGAAGCCAGUAUGCUGUACAGCCAGCAUUUGGAUUGGCAUUUCAGGCAGAACAGGAAGGGUAAAAAGAAUGCCAGGGUUGCCAGUAGUCGAAGAUGGUACUACUCUUUGACGGAUUGGAAGAACUAUGAAGAGAUCGAAGAUCUAGAGGAAAGAGAAAAGAACUAUUUUGAUCAGCAGCAGCAGCAGCAAGCUGAGGUGGCUGAAGAAAAUGAGGAAGAGGUGGAAAUACCAACAGUACCAGCCGAUCCUGGAAGUACUGACGAAAUGUGCCAAGUGUGCAGGGACGCAUUUGAGCAGUUCUUCAAUGAAGAAAAGGAAGAAUGGCAUUUGAAGAAUGCGAUAAAAAUUGAUAACCAAACUUACCAUCCGGUUUGUUAUGAAGAUUAUCAGCAAUCUAUUUUGGAGUCGACCUUAGAGGAAAGCAAGCUUGAAGACGGCUCUUUACCUGCCCAAAACAAACUAAUUCCCGGCCUGGAAAUCAUUCUGGACGACGACGAUGAUGAGGAUGAAGUAUACGAACCUAGAACUCCCAAUGAAGUUGUGUCUCUUGAGGAAAGUGAUGAAUCAAAAACACUAGAUGACGAGAAGAGUAAAGAAGAUGUACCCAAAGAAGACGCCCUUGUUGAGGACGAGGAUGACGAUGACGUUAUAUUAAACGAAGUGGCCCCUAUUAAGAUUGUCGUUGACGACGACGACGAUGACGAUGUCGCAACUGCCAAUAAAGAAGCUUUCAGUCAGCCGGUUCGAACGAAAAAAGAAAAACACGUGGACGAUGACGGGUUCGUUGAUGUCGGCGAAGGAUUCGUCAGUUUGAACAAAGUCGGGCAAAUCAAAAUCAAAAGCGAACCUAUGGACGAAGAUGAUAUUCAGACAACACCGUUAGACUCCAGCGACAUCACGAACACCUCCAACCUUACCGCCGAUAAAGAGUCAUCUGAACCCGAACCGGCAACACCGAUCCAGGCCGAACCGGUGACGUCACACCCCCAAAUGAUCUCGUCGAUGGACGGCAACGUGGAACUGUCCAGCGCGCCUUUGGUCACGCCCACCACCAUCGCUAGCGGCGCCAGGAUCAAAAUAAACAUUUCAAAAUCUCUGCCUGUGAUAACUCCUAAAGAGUCUAGUGAGCCUAGUGUUAAUAGUGAACUCGAAUCGAACGUUGCCAAGAGCGACGCCGUUGUGGAAGAACCGGAAAUUGUGCAUUUUAAGCCCUCGUUGAAAGAGGUUAAGUUGAAGAAAAUGCCCGCGGUCAAGAAAGGUAACGAAUUGACUGGUUUGUGCUCUAUAAUGUGAAAUUAUUUAUCUUAUUUUUUUAUGUAUGUAUGUAUGUACAGAGGAAUACGAGCGUGUAUAUAAAUAAGUAGGAGAAUACAUCCUCGGUACCUUUCCUUGUUCCAUUUUAAUUUUCCAUUCUUGGAUCUUUAUUGUUUUACCAUUUUUGAUACUUCUUAAGAAAUGAACGACAAGCUGUAUAUUUAAAUUAUCUGUAAAUCUUUGAAAAUCGAAGCAAUUUUAUGAACAUUUGUAUAUAAGAAUUAUUUAUUAUGAAAAACUGAACAGUUUUUGAAUUGUUUCUUUGUUUUUACAAAGAAUUGUUGUGAAUUUUGUUGAAAUAAAAACUACUUUUUAUUAA